Papilio polytes (common Mormon) is the source of this 1464-nucleotide messenger RNA. It is a transcript of the gene ProRS-m, whose product is annotated as probable proline--tRNA ligase, mitochondrial. The record is from RefSeq and is a predicted model, not a curated record. Gene Ontology annotation, cellular component: cytoplasm; mitochondrion. NCBI's taxonomy places the organism in Eukaryota, Metazoa, Arthropoda, Insecta, Lepidoptera, Papilionidae. Gene Ontology annotation, biological process: prolyl-tRNA aminoacylation. Bases 88 to 1446 code for a protein of 452 amino acids. Gene Ontology annotation, molecular function: ATP binding; proline-tRNA ligase activity. The transcript is spliced from 9 exons.
CAAUCAGCUGUUUAUUAACCUAAAAAAGUAAAAGUUGAGAAAUCGAAAUAAAUAAACAUUACAUAUUAUAACAUAUUAAUAUCCAAAAUGCGAUAUCUAUCACAAAUAUUUCAACCUGUUAUCACAAUACCAAGGGAUGCGGUCAUUAAAAAUACUGAAAUAACUUGUAAAAGUCAAAAACUUCUCUUAGAAUGUGGUCUAGUCCGACCGACCAGUGCUGGAUUCUUUACGUUACUGCCUUUAGCUCGGAGAGUAGUUAAUAAACUGGAAAAUUUGGUAAAUCAAUGUAUGGAGGAAAUUGGAGCUCAAAGGAUGUCUUUACCAUCAUUAACUGCUUCUAAACUGUGGGAAAAGACUGGUAGAUUACAAGAUGUUGGCGUGGAGUUGCUAAAAGUCGAAGAUAGACAUGGAAAAAAGUAUUUAUUGUCACCUACACAUGAAGAAGCGAUGGCAGAUCUAUUAGCAGAUAUUGGACCGUUAUCUUACAAACAAUUACCACUACUGUUAUAUCAAAUAAGCAACAAAUUCCGUGAUGAACCUCGUCCGAAGCACGGCCUCCUGCGUUCCAGAGAGUUCUCUAUGUUAGACGCGUACGGCGCGCAUACAACACCCGCGUGUGCGAGCGAGACAUACGAUAGAGUGACAAGCGCGUAUAGAAAACUGUUUGACAUAUUACAACUACCAAUACACAGGGUGUCAGCCCCGAGUGGUGCCAUGGGUGGCACUCUCUCACACGAGUGGCAACUACCCGCUGAUGCUGGAGAGGAUAUCCUCGCGGUGUGUCAUAAGUGUGAUAGUAUCGCUCGUGCACACAACGAGAGUAAAGUCUGUGAUAAAUGUGCGAGUGAGACGCAAUAUGUUAACAGUAUUGAGGUGGGGCACACGUUCGUGCUGGGCGCGCGGUACAGCGCCGCGCUGGGCGCGCACUACACCGCGCGGGACUCCACGCCUACGCCCAUAUUUAUGUCCUGCUACGGGAUUGGAAUAACCAGGUUGCUAGCGGCCAGUGUGGAGGUUUUAGCUAACGACAAAGCACUUCGUUGGCCGGACGCCAUCGCUCCAUACAAACUUCUUAUAAUUGGACCUAAGGAGGGUUCUAAAGAAUGGUCUAUGCACGGCUGGGAGGAGGUGCAGACCCUGGGCCAGGAGUUGGAGGCAGCCGGGCUGGCGGGGGAGGUGCUGCUGGAUGACAAGCAUAGUCAUACAAUUGGCAGGCGGAUGAAGGCCGCUGACAGAAUGGGUUAUCCGAUGAUAGUAGUCUGCGGCCGCUCGACGACAGAAAAUCCACCUAAAUACGAACUGUAUGUAAGCAAAGGUGUCGGCUACACGAAGCCAGUCUUACUGGCACGCACUGAACUUAUUACUGAAGUGGCAAGGAUUGCUGGAAAUGGUAACAUUGAUGUAACUGUCAAAGAUAGCAAGGAAAAACAUGUGGUUGAAAAUUAAAAUGCUUGCACCAAAUAA